This is a messenger RNA of Penicillium bovifimosum, 3999 nucleotides long. Its product is annotated as Elongator subunit IKI3. The record is from RefSeq and is a predicted model, not a curated record. The coding region runs from base 1 to 3999 and encodes 1332 amino acids. Gene Ontology annotation, molecular function: tRNA binding. Gene Ontology annotation, cellular component: cytosol; elongator holoenzyme complex. Gene Ontology annotation, biological process: tRNA wobble base 5-methoxycarbonylmethyl-2-thiouridinylation. The transcript has 9 exons. NCBI's taxonomy places the organism in Eukaryota, Fungi, Ascomycota, Eurotiomycetes, Eurotiales, Aspergillaceae.
AUGCGCAACUUGAGAAAUGUUCGUCUCGCUGAGACGCAUAUUGAGAGCGAAUUGCCCCUGACUGCCACAGCAUGGGAUACUGCUUCGGAUUCAGUGGUGUGCACCUUUGGUCCAACCGAGAACAGUGCAAUCCUUGAGGUUAGGCGGAAGCGCCCUGAGAUCACUUCCACAGAUCCCCUCUCUCCUGAGGCAUUUGAAUGCAUUGCUUCAUGGGAUGCUCCAAGCCCCCUGCCAGAUUUGGCAUGUGACCGUGUACUUUCUCUCCAUUAUUUUGCAGACAACCUGACAACCUGUCUGGUGCUGGAAGGAGGUGAUAUUGUCGUCGUCCGUGAAGAGCCUCUUCCGGGUGAAGAUAAGAUCGAAAUUGUCGGCUCAGUCGAUGUUGGAAUCACGGCUGCCGCAUGGUCACCCGAUGAGGAACUGCUGGCCCUCACUACUAGAGCCCAGACAUUCUUGUACAUGACUAGAGAUUUCGAGAAUGUGGCCGACAUCACCUUCACGCCCGGCGACCUCCAAUCAUCACAACAUGUGUCAGUUGGAUGGGGUAAGAAAGAGACCCAGUUCCAUGGGAAAAGAGCCAAGGCUCUCCGAGACCCAACUGUCCCAGAAAAAGUCGACCAGGGUAUUAUGAGCAGCUACGAUGAUGGCAGCACGACUAUAAGCUGGCGAGGAGACGGAGCAUACGUCGCUGUGAACAGUGUCGAAACAGGCAUUCGUCGUGUGAUCCGCGUGUACUCUCGAGAGGGCACAUUGGACAGCGUGAGCGAACCUGUGGACGGACUGGAAGGUGCCUUGAGUUGGCGGCCCUCUGGCAGCCUCAUUGCCGGCAUCCAACGGCUUGAUAAUCGGAUUGAUGUCGUGUUCUUCGAAAGGAAUGGGCUUCGUCACGGCGAAUUCUCUUUGCGUCUAUCCGAGGCCGAGAUGCAGUCUUGGGGUUCUCGCAUCCAUCUUGCCUGGAACGUCGAUUCCACUGUACUUGCUGUCAAGUUUCAGGACCGCGUACAAUUUUGGACAACUGGAAACUACCACUGGUACUUGAAGCAGGAGAUCCCGAUCACGGUCGAUCCCAACUCUUCGCUUCCAUACUCUCUCGAAUGGCACCAAGAGAAGGCGCUGAGACUGGUUGCCGGUUCCUCGGGAUCCAUACUCGAUUUGGAUUAUGUAUUUGAUAUCAACCAUGGCUCUACUUCUAUUCCCGAUGACGUUGGAGCUGUCGCGGUCAUCGAUGGAAAAACUCUCAAGUUGACUCCGUUGCGACUAGCUGGUGUACCGCCCCCAAUGGCACACAACGAGCUGGCUUUGGAGUCCAAUGCCAUUGAUGUUGCAUUCAGCAAAUCGGGUACCCGCAUUGCUGUACUGAUGAGCAACAGAUUCUCUGUCUACCUUUGGUCUCUAAAGAGCCGACCAGUUCCCGCUCCUAUCCUCGAGUCAAGCCACCCGUUGCCAGAUUCCCCCGCCAGUCGGCCGCGACAGAUUGCAUUCUUGAAUGAUAAUGAGAUAUUUGUACUCAAGGACAGCGGACCAAACUCGAGCCACAUUGAACGAACAAUCCUGGACACUCGAACGACAGAAUCUGUGUAUCGGGCUGCAGACUCAGAGCAACUGGCAUCGAUUUUCGCCGGAAUUGGCCACCAAGCCUUAUGGCUAUCUCAUGCCCCUCAACCUACUCGGCCCGUCAGCUACUCGAGCAUUGAAGUGUCAUCAUCAGGGACCCUUGAUGUCGCUCCUUGGGAUGAGAGCCCUAAUGUCGACAGUCACUGGGCCCGUGUUGUCUCUAUCUCUGAGGAUGAGCGCCUCCUGAUUGCCCUGACAAGAACUGGCACCCUGUAUGCUAACAAGCGGGUCCUCGCGAGGAACUGCACUUCUUUCCUCGUGACCCCUUCGCACCUGUUGUUCACCACAUCACAGCAUCUUUUGAAGUUUAUUCAUCUCAAUCGUGUGGAUGAUAUGGAAGUUCCAGAGGAUACACCAGAAACCGAUGAACGGUGCAGAAGUAUUGAACGUGGCUCUCGCUUGGUUUCGGUAAUCCCGUCGAUAUUCGCGGUUGUUCUUCAAGCUCCCCGAGGAAACAUUGAGACUAUCUUCCCUCGCGCUCUCGUUUUGGCUGGAAUUCGUACCUUCAUCGAUCAGAAGAAAUACCGGUCUGCAUUCCUAGCAUGCCGCAGUCAGAUGGUUGAUCUGAACAUUCUCCAUGAUUAUGCUCCCGAGCAAUUCAUGGAGAACAUCGCACUAUUCGUUGAUCAAGUAAAGAAGAUCGAAUACAUCGACGACUUCAUUUCGCGUCUAUCGGAGGACGAUGUAUCGCAGACACUCUACAAAGAUACCCUGAAAAUGUCCAAGAACGUAUCGGCAGCCGUGGCCCAGCCGGAGGUUCCAGCAACCCCGUCGGCAUCCAAACUUGGUAAAAAGGAGAGCAAAAUCAACAAAAUCUGUGAUGCAUUCCUGUCGACACUUCAAAGCCGUGUCGAUACCAAUUUGCAGAAUCUGAUCACAGCGCAUGUUUGCAAGUCACCCCCUGACAUGGAAGCAGGACUGAGUCUUGCUGCAGGCCUAAGAGUGCAAAACCCCGAACAGGCUGAAGAUGCUAUUUCUCACAUGUGUUUCUUGACUGAUGCCCACCGGCUUUACUCCCACUCGUUGGGUAUCUACGAUCUGGAGCUUACUUUGUUGGUUGCUCAACAAGCUCAGAUGGACCCUCGCGAGUACCUACCUUUCCUGCGCAAGCUACAACAACUACCUGAAACUCGACGUAAAUUUGAGAUCGACAACCAUCUUUCCCGCUUCGAAAAGGCUUUGGGACAUCUGUAUGGUCUCAAUGCUCAUGAUGAAAUCCGCACAUAUGUCGUCAGACAUGUCUUAUACAAGGAAGCACUCGAGCUUUACAAGUACCAAACUGAGCAGCAGCGGGAAAUCACCGAGCUAUAUGCCGAUUAUCUCCAGGACCAGUCGAAAUACAAAGACGCAGCAAUUGCGUACGAGUCUCUCGAGCUUUAUGAGAGUGCUUACAAGUGCUACAACUUGGCACACAAAUGGCGCGAGUCGUUGUACUGUGCCAUGAUGGCAAAUCUCUCCGAGGAAGAUUUGGCGACCCACAUCGACGGUCUGGUCACUACCCUGGUCGACGAGCAGAAAGACUAUGUUUCAGCAGCAACGAUCUACACCGAUCACUUGCACGACAUUAUCACAGCCGCACGACUUCUCUGUCGAGGAUCGAAGUUCGCCGAUGCAGCUCGCCUCCUAACGCUCCACGGCAAACAGAGCCAAGUUGCCGAAAUCGUCGACUCCGGCCUCGCCGAAGCAAUGGGCAACAUGACCGACCUUCUUGCCGACUGUCGAUCCCAACUCAACGCCCAAGUCCCCCGUCUCCGGGAACUCCGCCAGCUUCGCGCCGCCGACCCGCUUGCUUUCUACGGCGGUGAUCCCACCGCCGGCGACGCAGGUGUCGAUAUUCCCGACAACGUCUCGCUGGCCCCGACAGACGCAUCCACGCUUGCCGGGCGGUCCAUGUUCACCCGGUACACCGGCAACACCGGUAAGACCGGGAAAACGGGAAUGUCACGGCACACAUCGAAGACUCGUCGGCGCGAGGAACGCAAGCGCGCUCGUGGUAAGAAGGGUACCGUUUAUGAAGAAGAGUAUCUCGUCAACAGUAUUCGUCGUCUCAUUGAACGAGUUAACUCCAGCGUGGCGGAGGCUGAGACUCUUGUUGAUGCUUUGCUGCGACGUGGUAUGCGUGAGCGCGCAGCUGCCGUUGAGAAGGCUUUGCAUGAAGUCUUGACUAUGUGCGCGGAUUCCCGGGACGAGGUGUUCGAAGUUCCUGCCGCUCCGGAGAAAAAUGAAGAGGAUGAAGAGAAUGCUGAUGAGACCCUGCCUAUGUACGGGGGUCGGAGUGCCAGUGUCUUGAUGGAGAGUAUAGCUAUUGUUGAGGGUGGUGGUGCUGCUCGUGUUAAAGAGAUUCCUACUGUCAAGGAGAUGAAGAAGUCUUCCCUGUUGGUUUGA